Molecule: messenger RNA, 1574 nt
Organism: Jatropha curcas
Lineage: Eukaryota; Viridiplantae; Streptophyta; Magnoliopsida; Malpighiales; Euphorbiaceae
Product: putative aspartic proteinase GIP2
Biological process (GO): proteolysis
Molecular function (GO): aspartic-type endopeptidase activity
Source: RefSeq, a predicted model, not a curated record
UACAUACAUCAAUUGAACUUCACACUUGUAUUCUUCUUCUUCUUCUCCUCUCUAUAGCAUCUCCCUUCAAUGGCUUCUUUAGCUCAGUUUAUCUUUUUGUCGCUAUUUAUUUCCUUGAUUUUUCUUUCCAAUGCACAAACAACUCCUCCAUCAAAACCCAAAGCACUAGUCCUCCCAAUCACCAAAGAUCCAUCUACUCUCCAGUACCUAACCCGUCUUAACUUGGGAACUCCUUCUGUUGAAAAGGCACUAGUUGUGGACCUCGGAGGCCGCCAUUUAUGGAUAGAUUGUGAAAAUGAAUACGAGUCAUCCACUUACAGACCAGGCCUUUGUGGCUCAGCAUCAUGUUCUUUUUCUAAAGCCAUGUGCGUCAGUAAAUGCCUGACUCCUGCUAGGCCUGGUUGCCACAAUAAUACCUGCAGACUCCUCACCAAAAACCCCAUCUGGGGAACUUAUGGUAUCUCUGAAGUUGCCAUUGAUGCAGUUUCUCUCCAAUCCACAAAUGGCGCUAAGGCUGGUUCACUUGUUUCAAUUCCCAAUCUUAUUUUCGCUUGCGAAGGUUCCUCAAACCUACUCCAGCUUGCUGAUGGCGCAAAAGGAGUCCUUGGCCUUGCAAAGGAACGCGUUUCCAUUCCAACGCAGCUUUCAUCUGCAUUCGGUGGAAGUUUCCGUCGAAAAUUUGCCAUUUGCUUGCCUUCCAAGCCCAAAGCCAACGGUGUUUUGUUCUUCGGCGACUCUCCUUAUAUCUUCUAUCCAGGUUACAACACAUCAAAAGCUAUUGAUGUAUCAUCAAGAUUUAAGUACACUAAACUCCAUACCAACUAUGAAACAACCGCAUCACCAAGAGUGCAAGGAGCAAUAUUGCCAGAGUACUUUGUCAAGAUUGCGUCUAUUCUAGUUAACCAAAAAUCCAUUCCUAUCAACUCGACUUUACUUGAUUUCCAUAGAACGGGCUUCGGUGGUUCAAGAAUUACCACAGUAAUACCUUAUACAACUCUUGAGAGCUCUAUCUACAACUCUCUUGUAAAGGCGUUCGAUAAGGAAAUUCUUGCAACUGGGAAAGUUAAAAAGGUUGCAGCUGUUGAACCUUUUAAAGAUUGCUAUAACAAAGGAAACUUGGGUAUGACAUUACUUGGACUUACUGUCCCUGACAUUACAUUCGUGUUUGAGAACAAAGAUGUGAAGUGGGAAAUUUAUGGAGCUAAUUCAAUGGUGGAGAUAAGCCAUGACGUGGUAUGUUUAGGGUUGGUGGAGAGAGAUCCUGAUACAAGAUCAACAUCAAUUGACAUAGGGGCACAUCAAUUGCAAGACAAUCUUCUUCAGUUUGAUUUGGCUUCUUCUAGACUUGCAUUUACCUCCACACUUCUUUUUGAAGAAGUUGAGUGCUCCAACUUCAAAUUUUGAUCUUGGACUCAUACUUUUCUACAUUAUAUUUCUAGAAUUUGGUACAUGCAUUAUAAGAAGAAAAUGAUUAGUGAUGUUGUAGUAAGGGAAUGAUAUAUCCCUUUUUUUUUUAUCUGGUUUGCAUUUGAUUUGAAUUUAAGAGAGGAGGCUUUUAUAAUUUUUAUUUUUUU